AUGACUCAUGAACUCUCUCGAAUGAAAGACAAGGAAGAAGAUGAUAAGAAAAAGAAAGGAAUAGCAUUGAAAGCAUCAAUUCAAGAAGAAGUUAGUGAGCAUGAGGAAGAAGAAGAACUUGAUCAAUUAGACAAGGAAAUGAUCUCCCUAUUUACCAAGAAAUACAAGAGAUUCUACAACAAGUUUAACCAAAGCAAGAGCUCAAGAAGAAAUGAAGAAAGGGGAGACAAAAUCAAAAGAGAUGAAAUCAUUUGCUAUGAUUGCAAGAAGCCCAGACAUAAGAGGACGGAGUGUCCUCUCAAAAGGAGCAACAAGAAGAGCUCCAAAAGAGAUGAACUCAAAAAGGUUCUCCAAGCAACUUGGGAUGAAUUAGAGCUCGGAGAAUCUGAUAGUGAUGAGCAAGAAGAAAUAGCAAAUAUGUGCUUCAUGGUCAUUGAUGAUAAUGAGGUAACCUCAAAUUCUAAACUUCAUAUCGAGGAAAAUAGUAUUACAUCUUUUUCAAAUGAGGAUAUAGAACAUGCAUUUUCCGAAUUACAUGAAGAAUAUACUAAACUUGCUCACAGAAAUGCAUCUCAUAGAAAAACUAUAGAACUACUUAAGAAAGAAAUCACAUUGUUGACAAAUGAGAAAAGUACGAUAUUAUGUGAAAAUGUUUCCUUAAAAGAAAAGGUUGAUGAUUUGACAAAGAUCAUUUUGAAGUUCACCAAUGGAAAGAAAAACUUUGAUCAAAUGCUUGGUGGACAAAGAUGCGUUUUCAACAAAGGAAGUCUUGGUUACAAGCCUCAUGAGCCAAGAGAGGAAAAGGUCAAGAAGUUUUUAGAUAGCGGAUGCUCAAAACACAUGACGGGAGACCUUUCCUUACUUAAAAAUUUCACAAGGAAAAACGGAGGACGUGUGACAUUUGGCGACAACAUAAAAGGAAAAAUUCUUGGAGUUGGUGAUGUCGACAACUUGGGAAAAUUUGAUGCAAAAUCCGAUGUUGGAAUUUUUCUUGGUUAUUCUACUACUAGCAAAGUUUAUAGAGUAUUUAAUAAAAGAACUUUAGUUGUAGAAGAAUCCAUGCAUGUCGUAUUUGAUGAAACUAACACCUUUGUGGAGAAAAGUCUAGAUGAUGAUGAUGAUUUAGGUUUGGAGCAUAAAAUGAGCAAUAUGGUGUUGAAUGACAAAGAAGCAAUGGAUUCCAAGGAGAAAGAACCUCAAACCUACAACACACCACAACGUCAAGAGGAUCAAGUUAAUGAUUCAAAACAAGAUAGUACAUCCAAUCAACUACCGAAGGAAUGGAGGAAUAAGAGAGAUGAGCACGGUGUGAUUGUGAGAAACAAGGCUAGACUAGUGGCCCAAGGUUUCAAUCAAGAAGAAGGAAUCGAUUAUGAAGAAACCUUUACACCAGUUGCUAGAUUAGAAUCCAUUAGAAUGUUAUUAGCCUUUGCAUCCCACAAAGAGUUCACUCUUUAUCAAAUGGAUGUUAAAAGUGCUUUUCUUAAUGGAUACAUUGUAGAAGAAGAAUAUGUAGAACAACCACCUCGUUUUCAAGAUCACAAGUGUCCGGAUCAUGUUUUUAAAUUGAAAAAGGCUUUAUAUGGUUUAAAGCAAGCUCCUAGAGCUUGGUAUGAUAGACUUAGUAAAUUUGUACUCCAAAAUGGAUUUUCAAUCAGAAAAGUUGAUACUACACUAUUUACACAAACAAAGGGUGAUGAUCUAAUUAUUGUACAAAUUUAUGUUGAUGAUAUUAUUUUUGGUUCUACUAAUGUUUCCCUUUGUGAAGAGUUUUCAAAGUGCAUGCAUAGUGAGUUUGAAAUGAGUAUGAUGGGAGAGCUCAACUUCUUCCUUGGUCUUCAAAUCAAACAAACAAAGGAAGGCAUCUUCAUCAAUCAAGCUAAGUAUGUCAAAGAUCUACUUAAGAAGUUUGACUUUGAAGGCAUGAAGCCUCUAUCUACUCCAAUGAGCUCAUCUAUUAAAUUAGACAAGGAUGUAAAUGGUAAAGCAGUGGACAUAACGAAAUAUCGAGAAGGAAGAUUUGUGGACUUUAGUGAGUUUAGAGAGUUAGACAUUGAGAGAUUGUUUGAGACUCUAGGUUUGAAAGCAUUUGUGGAGGUUAAGGAAGUAGUCUACCAUCGGUUAGUAAAAGCCUUUUAUGCCCAUAUGGAAUACACUACUUGUGACACCAAUGUCCAAAUAUCAUGCACUCUCAAGGGACAAUGCAUAGAACUUGAUAGAGAGGGAAUCUCAAACAUUUUUAGGAUUCUGAAUGUGGGAAAAUGA
This is a messenger RNA of Morus notabilis, 2265 nucleotides long. RefSeq lists its product as uncharacterized. Bases 1 to 2265 code for a protein of 754 amino acids. NCBI's taxonomy places the organism in Eukaryota, Viridiplantae, Streptophyta, Magnoliopsida, Rosales, Moraceae. The transcript is spliced from 5 exons. The record is from RefSeq and is a predicted model, not a curated record.